GAUGGAGACCUGUGAGGAUGAAGCUGUGAAAGCCAUGAAGGAAGAAAACACAAAGGCCAUCCGCCAGUUGUUUAUCAACUGUGCAUCGUGUUCUGGUGUACCUGAGGAGUCGUGGACGGAGGAGAAUGUGAAGCACCUGGAUCAAUUUAUUGUGGACACCUCCGUCACAUCUCUGGCAGUCUAUAUGCACAGCUCCAGUGGGCUUCGGGUGGAGUCCAGCGUACUAUUAUCGGACGAGGAGGUUGAAGGGCUGUGCCGUUUUAUCCGUAAGCCAGGAGCCAUAAUCACUAAAGAAACAUUUGAAGCAGUCAUACAAUUUCAAACAGGAAGGGGUGAUGCCGGUCGGAGCCUACUUCAUGAAAGAACCGCAAUGCAUGUCCCUACCACUGCCUUCAGCAAACACAAGGAAAAGGAUGAAUAUACCAAAAACAUGCAGUGUUUUGGUAUCUGUUUUACAGAUGAGUUCUACUUCAAGUCAGGUGACACAGUUCUGUAUAUUCCAAUGGAAGCCCUGCAAUGCAGUGCCGAGAAAGCCAGCAAGGACAAGAAGCAUGUCUCUAGACUUGAGAUUGUUAUAAUCAACUGGACUGAUCAGAUCAAGAAGCUUCUGAAUGACCAAGAAAUAGUGGAGAUGAAAGACAGCUGUGGUCCGCUGCAGGAGAUAGACUUCUGGAAAAGUCGUUCUAGUAAGCUGUCUGACAUCAGCCAGCAGCUGCAGAAGCCGGAAGUCCGGCACAUCCGGGACAUCUUCAAGCUUGCCAAGACUCCAUAUAUAAAGCGCUUUUAUCAAUUGGCCAAGGAAAUACAGGUUUGCUCUGUGCAGGCCCAGUCAAACCUCAGCUACCUGUCCAUACUGCAAGGGCCCUGUGAAGAACUUUCCCAGCUUGAGUUAAAACAGAUUGCUUCAAAGUUUCGGGACAUUAUUGUUCUAAUUCGUAUCAUCUGGAACAAUUCCCCCUACUACAACAGCAGUGAGAGAAUCACUGGACUCUUCUGCAAGAUGACGAAUGAGAUCAUCCGCCUGUGUACCCAAAGCAUCUCUCUGGACAGGAUUUUUAAAGGCUAUGUGAUAUCAAGCAAGCAAGUCCUCCAGGACUGUGUGCAGUGCUGCCAGUUCUGGAAGGAAAUUUACCUGGAAGUUUCACAGCUGCAUCACAAACAUUCUGAAAAUGGCUGGCCCCUGAACCAAAUGAGUUUUUUUGUGGUGAUUGAUGCUUUCAUUAAGAGGCUCAAAGACUUGAUUGAGGUUUGUGACUGCCAGAAUCAGUUUGUCCGUUGGGAGGAUGGUCAUCAGAGGGAGCUGCCAUCCUAUAGAGGUUUCGCAGACUUCAACCGUGAAUUGUUGGCGAUAGAGAAACAUUUCUAUCAGGGCCUGCAGAACCUGCACGCUAUCGGAGAACGCAUCCUUGACGUCAAAGACACCGCAUGGAACAUUGAAUUCAACAGGUUUUGCAGACUAACCAAGGAACUAGAAGUGAUGGUGCGGAACCUGAUCAUGUCACAAUUCAAGACUGUGGGCACCAUUCGAGAUGGAGUUCAUUUUCUGGACAUUGUUAGGCCUAUGUCUGCUCGAGAGACCAUUAGGUGCACUAUAGUAGAGACAGCCGAGGAGGUGUAUGAGAUGUUUAACAAGGCCCUGAAAAUGGUAAACAACGCCUUGCAUCAGAGAAAAAUACCAUCUCCUGACCAUAUACCCAAGAUCAUGCACCAGGUCACGUGGGCAAGGGCCCUCAGACAUCACUUAGACAGAUCCAUGGAGUUGCUUCAGAAUGCUCACUUCAUGCCUGACUCUCACAGUUACAAGCAGAUGGUUUCCAACUAUGGACAGAUGGUCCAGGUUUUGGAUGAGAUUGUUGAAAAAAACUACAUCGAGUGGAGCCAGAAAUUAGAUGGACAGUACCUCAAGAAUUUGGAGAAGCCUCUCCUGGUGAUGAGCAAGGACACUACCUCGAAGCUGGAUGUAAACUUUGAUGACAACCUAUUUAAUCUGUUUUCUGAGAUGGAUUACUGGGAUCAACUGAAAUACGAGAUCCCCCAGUGUAUGUCUGAAAUCUACCAGAUUAAGGACGGUAUCAAGGCCUUGAGGGAGAGAGUGGUGCUGCUGGUCAUGAAAUGCAACAGAAUGAUUGAAAUGCUCUCUACUGACGAGUUGGGGCUGUUUCGGGACCAGAUUCGCCAUUUUCAUAAGCAGAUUCAGCCAUGUCUGACCAAGCUUCUGUGGUUGACAAAAGGAGCCUCCAGCAUCUUCGUCGAAAGCUGUCUCUUGCACAUUGACAAGGUGCAGCUGAAAGUUGAUAGUUUUAAAGCUUACAAUAUAUCCAUCUCCAGCCACUGUCGACAGAUUAGUGAAACAUUGCUGGUAAAAUUAGAUGGCAAGACUGUGUACAGAAACCUGGAUUUUGAGGAUGACCAGAGAGCUCACCAAGAGAGAUGUCUUGCACAGCUACGCUCAGCACAUCAGAACAUCGUUGAUAUCGUUACACAGAUCCAUCACAUCUUUGCUAAUGAUGGAGCCGAGGUUCAGGAGCAAUGGGGCAUCUUCACAGAGAAGGUGGACCGCAUGGUAGAGGAGGCUUUCAGGAUCAAUGUCAGGAGCUCAAUGGAGAAGCUGUCCAGAGCCAUCAAUGGCAGCAGCAAGAGUACACCCAACCCACUGUUUAAAGUGCUUGUAGCAUUACAGCAAACUUCUCCUCAAAAUCCACCAAAGGUGGUUUUCUUGCCAAAUUUGGGCAAACUUGCUGAGAUUGUCAACCUUCUACCUCAGUUUAUCAGCAUCAUCUCAGAAUUUAAUCGACUCUCUCUAUACCACUCUUUGAAAGCAUCUCGGGGGAAUCCCAUACACAGCAACAUAGAGCAAGAUGAGGGAAUAAGAAAGAUUCAGGCUGCCAUUACUGCAGGAAUGACAGCCAAUGCCGGCCACCUGCAGGCUCAUUUGAAGAACUGGGACAAAUACAGGGCCAUUUGGGGGAUGAACAAGGACUCCUUUAUGCAACGCUACAAGCGACUAAACACACCCGUAUCUUCUUUUGAUGCUGAUAUACAAAGAUACACAGAGAAGGCCACCAGUGUUCAGCAGGAGGACUCGGUGGUUACCUUGGAGUUUGUGAUGCUGGACUGUUCACCACUCAAGUCCUCGUUGGUGGAACACUGCAACGAGUGGCAAAGAAAGUUCACACAGCUUCUCAGUCAGAUAGCCAGCGACUGCCUAAAAGACCUUUAUAAGUUCAUGCACGACAAAGCUGACAGGGUAAAACAAUCUCCUAAGAAUCUGGCUGACCUUGAUGAGAGUGUGAAGCUGCUGGAAAGCCUCCAGGGCAAUUUGUCUAAAACAGAAGCUCAGAUUCCUCUCAUCCACGAACAGUUUUCUAUCCUGGACAAAUAUGAAGUUCCAGUGGAAAACAGUCUGCAAGAAAUGCGUGAGGGGCUGGAUGAGGAGUGGACCUGGUUCCAGCAGGUGCUGAUUGACAGUGACAUCAUGCUGAAGAAAAACAAGGAGAAAUUUAAUACUAAUCUCCUCCUCUCUUCUGAUGAGUUCAAGAAGAAGAUUGAAAUAACUGCCCAAGAAUUUAGUACCACAGGUCCAUUUGACAGUGCGCUGAGUGCUGACCAAGCUUUAAAACAAAUAGCAGAGCAUCGCAGGCUACUGGAGAUGCUAAAAGAUGAGGAGAACACUAUUGUUAAUGGGCUGGCCUUCUUCAAAAUCGAACAGCCGAAGAGCAGGAGCAUCCAAAUGCUGGAAAAGGAUAUAGAUAAACUGCAACAGGUCUGGGAAAUCACAAAUGAAUGGGAUGCCAAUUGGAAUGACUGGAAGGUUUGGCAGCUUGCGACGCUGGAGACGGAGAGCAUGGAGAUAACAGCGCAGCACAUGUUCAAAAAACUCCACACACUUCAUAGAGAGCUAAAGGAUAAGGAGUGGGACAUACUAUAUUUCUCCCAGAAGAAGAUUGACCAUUUCAAACAGCUCAUCCCUCUCAUUGCUGAUCUGAAGAAUCCAGCCAUGAGAGACAGACACUGGAAGCAGAUCUCUGAUGAACUGCAGUGCUCUUUUGACCAAACCAGCGCUGACUUCACCCUGGAGAUGAUCAUAUCUUUGGGCUUUGACAGUUAUGCUGAAAAAAUCAGUGCGAUAUCUGGUGCUGCCAGCAAGGAACUCUCCAUAGAACAGAGUCUGAACAGCAUUACCAAGACAUGGGAGGAAACAUUCUUGGAAAUAAUACCCUUCAAAGACAAGGGCCACUUCCGGCUGAGGGCUACUGAUGACGUUUUCCAAACGCUGGAUGACAACCAGGUUAUUUUGUCCACAAUGAAAGCGUCUCGGUUUGUUAAAGCCUUUGAGCAGGAGGUGGAUCGAUGGGAACGACAGCUUUCCCAUGUCUUUGAAGUCAUUGAGAUGAUCCUUGCUGUGCAGCGUAACUGGAUUUAUUUGGAGAACAUUUUGCAAGGAAAAGAUAUCAGAAUUCAACUUCCUCUGGAAUGUGAAGAGUUUGAAGAUGUCAGCGCUUCGUGGAAAAGUAUAAUGAAAGAUCUCCACAAGAAUAAAAAUGCUUUGCAGGGAACACACCGCCCCGGCUUGUUAGAGGAGCUGUCAACGAUGAGUGCCAAACUGGAGGACAUCCUGAAGGCCUUGGACAUGUACCUGGAGACCAAGAGGCAGAUCUUCCCAAGAUUCUAUUUCCUGUCAAAUGAUGAUAUUCUGGACAUCCUGGGACAGUCACAGAACCAUGAUGCCAUUCAGCCUCAUCUGAAGAAAUGUUUUGACAACAUCAACAGUCUGAAGCUUGACAAGAAGCCCGAUAGAACUAAAGCUGAUGGGAUGAUUUCUGCUGAUGGAGAUUUGAUUAAGUUCAAAGAACCUGUGCUACUGGACAAACCUGUGGAGGUUUGGCUGUGUGACAUCGAGAGAGCCAUGCGUAAUACGCUCAAGGCCUGCCUCAACAGCUGCCUUCUAGAUCUGAAGAAAGUAACAGGUCGAAGGGACAAAUGGGUCAGAGACUGGCCAGGACAGAUGAUAAUUACAGCCAGUCAGAUCAAGUGGACCUCUAUGGUCACUAAAUGUCUCAUCAUCAGCAAGGAGAAAGGGGACAACUCCUCCCUGAAGUCAUUGAAAAAGAAACAGGUUUCCAUGCUUAAAGGUUACUCAGAAAUCAUCCGUGACAACCUGUCCAAAAUCCUGCGUCUGAAGAUCGUAGCACUUGUCACAGUUGAAGUUCACGCUCGGGAUGUUAUUGAUAAGCUGGCCAAGGCUGAUUGCAAUGAUGUCAAUGCCUUUGAAUGGCUGAGCCAGCUGCGACUCUACUGGGAGAAGGACAGGGUAAGAGGACAGUGAACUUUGAGUGAUUGCAUUAUCCGACAAACCAACACACAUUUCAAGUAUGGCUACGAAUACCUGGGCAACUCGGGACGACUCGUCAUCACGCCACUUACGGACAGGUGUUACAUGACUCUUACAACAGCACUCCAUCUCCACCGAGGGGGCUCUCCUAAAGGCCCCGCUGGUACUGGGAAGACGGAGACUGUGAAGGACUUGGGCAAAGCGCUUGGAAUGUACGUGAUUGUUGUCAACUGCUCUGAAGGACUGGAUUACAAAUCAAUGGGACGCAUGUACUCAGGCCUGGCGCAGACAGGAGCGUGGGGAUGCUUCGAUGAGUUCAACCGUAUCAACAUUGAGGUGUUGUCAGUGGUCGCCCAGCAGAUCCUGUCCAUCCUGUCUGCUCUGUCAGCUGGACAGUCUCAGUUCCAUUUCGAAGGACAGAAAAUACCUUUGGUUCCUACAUGUGGGAUCUUCAUCACCAUGAAUCCUGGAUAUGCUGGUCGCAGUGAGCUUCCUGACAACCUCAAGUCCAUGUUCAGACCUAUCUCCAUGGUGGUGCCCGACUCUACUCUCAUUGCUGAGAUUCUGCUGUUUGGAGAGGGCUUCAAUAACUGCAAGCUCUUGGCUAAGAAGGUGUUCACGCUGUACUCCCUGGCAGUGCAGCAGCUCUCAAAACAGGACCACUACGAUUUUGGUCUUCGCGCUCUCACCUCCCUGAUUCGCUAUGCUGGAAAAAAGCGUCGCUCUUGUCCCAGCUUCCAUGAUGAAGAAGUCCUGCUAAUAGCUAUGAAGGAUAUGAACAUUGCUAAGCUGACCUCUGCUGACGUACCACUGUUCAGUGCAAUCAUCCAGGACUUGUUCCCUGAUGUGGAAACUCCCACGGUCGACUGUGAGAAGUUAAAGAAAGCUGUAGAGGUUGAGCUUCGUCUGAGCGGUUUUCAGGUGACUUCGUUUGCCAUGACCAAAAUCAUCCAGCUUUACGAAACCAAAAACUCCAGACACUCCACCAUGCUGGUCGGUAAAACGGGAAGCGCUAAGAGUGUUACCUGGAAGACUCUGCAGAAUGCGCUCACUGCCCUGCACAAUAAGGGCGACCUUGACUUUCAGCUGGUUCAGGUGUAUCCUCUGAACCCGAAGUCCAUGAGUCUGGGAGAGCUGUAUGGAGAAAACAACCUUUCCACAAACGAGUGGACUGAUGGAGUAAUGUCUUCCCUCAUGAGAGCAGCCUGCGCAGAUGGGAACCCAACUGAGAAGUGGAUUGUGUUUGACGGUCCUGUUGACACGCUGUGGAUUGAGAGUAUGAACUCUGUUAUGGAUGAUAACAAAGUCCUCACGCUCAUAAACGGAGAGAGAAUCUCCAUGCCGGACCAGGUUUCCCUUUUGUUUGAAGUGGAAAACCUGGCAGUGGCUUCUCCAGCUACCGUGUCCCGCUGUGGAAUGGUCUACAACGAUUACAUUGACCUUGGGUGGAAGCCCUUUGUUCAGUCCUGGCUGGACAAGCGACAUAAAGCUGAAGUGGAUCAUUUAAAGCAUUUGUUUGAGAAGUAUGUAGAUAGCACAUUGACAUUUAAGAAGGCCAACUGCAGGGAGCUGAUCCCCAUCACUGAACUCAAUGGGGUCAUCUCUCUCUGCCGCCUCUACGACUCCCUGGCUACACCCAGCAGCGGGGUGAAUACCACAGACAGAGAAAACUUGGGUAAGAUGGUAGAACGGUGGUUUGUCUUCAGCCUUAUCUGGUCCAUUUGUGCCUCUGUUGAUGAAGAGGGACGCAGGAAGAUGGACAAUUUCCUAAGAGAGAUGGAGGGCACCUUUCCUGCCAAGGACAGUGUAUAUGAGUACUAUGUGGACACAAAGAAUAAAACCUGGGUUUCUUUUGAAGAAAAGCUCCCUAAAGGCUGGCGAUACAGUGCAACUGCUCCUUUCUACAAGAUAAUAGUUCCUACAGUGGACACAGUUCGCUAUAAGUUGCUAGUCAAGGCUCUGGUCUUGAAUCAGUAUCCAGUGUUACUCACUGGGCCAGUGGGCACUGGAAAAACCUCAGUGGCCCAGAGUGUCCUGCAGGACCUGGAUGGCAACUGGAAUGGGCUUACCAUCAACAUGUCUUCACAGACCAGCUCUCAUAACAUCCAGGCCAUCAUAGAGAGUCGGACAGAAAAGAGAGCGAAAGGUGUGUUUGUGCCAGUGGGUGGGAAACAGCUGCUGUGCUUUCUGGAUGACCUCAACAUGCCAUCUCCUGAUCUAUUUGGCUCUCAGCCACCAUUGGAGCUACUCCGCCUCUGGAUUGACUAUGGCUUCUGGUAUGACUGCCAGAAACAGACCCCAAACUUUCUCAAGAACAUGUUUUUACUGGCAUCCAUGGGGCCUCCUGGUGGAGGAAGGAAUCAGAUCUCUGCCCGCUUGCAGAGUCGAUUCAACGUCAUCAAUAUGACAUUCCCGGAUGAGUCCCAGAUCAAGUGCAUCUACAGUACCAUGAUAAAUCAGAAGCUGCAGGGGUUUAAGGAGGAUGUGAAGUCCAUCGGUGACAUUCUGACUCAGGCCACUUUAAAACUGUAUUAUGCUGUCACAGCCUCUUUUCUUCCAACUCCAGCCAAGAUACACUACCUAUUCAACCUCAGAGACAUCUCCAAGGUGUUUCAGGGUCUGCUAAGAGCUCACCCAGACUUCCAUGAUACCAAAAACAACCUCACAAGAUUGUGGAUCCAUGAAUGCUUCAGGGUUUUCUCAGAUCGACUUGUAGACCACAGUGACAUGACUGCUUUUGUGGCUUUGAUGGACGAAAAACUGGCCUCGGUGUUCAACCUCAGUUUUCACAACAUUUGUCCAAACAAGACAUCUCCCAUAUUUGGUGAUUUCCUGAGUACAGUCCCAUGCUAUGAGGACAUACAGGACAUGAAGGUUCUCAAGACAUUCAUGGAAACGCAGCUGGAGGAUUACAACCUCUCUCCUGGAGUAGUUCCCAUGAGUCUUGUGCUCUUUCAAGAUGCCAUUGAACACAUAACUCGUAUUGUGCGUGUUAUUAGUCAGCUCAGAGGGAACAUGCUGGUGAUUGGAAUUGGGGGCUCUGGCCGACAGAGCCUGUCUAAGAUAGCCGCCUUUAUCUGUGAGUACCAGGUAUUCCAGGUGGAAGUCAGUAAGCAGUACCACAAACAGGAAUUCAGAGAAGACAUUAAGAAGCUGUACCGUUUGACUGGUGUAGACAACAAGCCCACAGUCUUCCUGUUCAAUGACACCCAGAUUGUCGAUGAAUCCUUCCUCGAAGACAUCAAUAACAUCCUAAGCUCUGGAGAGGUGCCCAACCUCUACAAGCAGGAUGAGUUUGUUGAGGUAUGCAACGCCCUGUCGGCAUCUGCCAGGAAAGACAAUGUUGUGGAGACUCCUGACUCACUUUUCAGCUACCUGAUCGAGCGAGUCCGAAACAACCUGCACAUUGUACUCUGUAUGAGCCCAGUGGGAGAACCUUUCAGGAAGCGCAUCCUGCAAUAUCCAGCGAUAGUCAACUGUACAACAAUUGACUGGUUCUGUGAAUGGCCCCACGAUGCCCUUAUGGAGGUAGCUGAGAGGUACUUGGAUGGACUGGAGCUGGGCUCAUUAAAAGGGAUCCAAACAAAGGUUGCCAGUAUGUUUGUGACCACACACCUCUCAGUGGUACAAGUCUCCCAAACGAUGAAACUGGAGCUGAGAAGAAAUAAUUACGUAACACCCACCAACUACCUGGAGCUGGUAUCUGGCUACAAGAAGCUGUUGGCAGAGAAACGCACUGAGUUGGGGGAGCAGGUGAACAAGCUGCGUAAUGGCCUUUUUAAAAUCAGCGACACUCGGGAGAAAGUGGAGGCCAUGUCAGUUGAACUCGAGAAGGCGAAGAAGCAGGUCGCUGAAUAUCAGAAAGAAUGUGACAAAUAUUUGACCACCAUCCUAAAGGAACAGGAAGAGGGUGCCGAACAGCAGGAGAUGGUGAGUGCUCGUAGAGAAAAAAUUGCAGCUGAAGAGAUAGAGUGUAUAACCAUGGCUGAGAAUGCACAGAGUGAGCUGGAUAAGGCCCUUCCUGCCCUGGAUUUAGCCUUAAAGGCUCUGGAGUCUCUGAAUAAAAAGGACAUGACAGAGAUCAAGUCGUACGGUCAUCCUCCAGUACUGGUGGAGACAGUGAUGCAGGCCGUCAUGACUUUACUGGGAAAAGACCCGAACUGGGCAGAGGCCAAGAGACAGCUGGGUGAUUCCAACUUCAUCAAAACAUUGAUCAACUUUGACAGGGAUAACAUCCCUGCUCAUGUUUUGAAGAAGAUCGGCAACUACUGCAAGCACGGAAGCUUCCUUCCAGAUAUCAUCGGGAAAGUAUCCCUUGCUGCCAAGUCCCUCUGCAUGUGGGUCAGGGCCAUUGAGGUUUACGGCCGUGUCUUCAGGGAGGUAGAGCCAAAGAGAGCCCAAUUGAACGCUGCUACAUCCCAGCUAGCAGAGAAACAGGCUGCACUGGCUGAUGCCGAGUCCAAACUACGAGAGGUGGCAGAGAGGCUUGAUGAGCUGAAAAAGCAGCAUCGUGAGAAGCUGGUCACGAAGGAAAGCUUAAAAAAGAAAUCAGAGGAGAUGGAGAUAAAACUGGACCGAGCCGGCAAACUGGUGACAGGACUUGCUGGAGAGAGGGUCCGCUGGGAGGAGAGGGUUGUUGGUCUUGAGGAGAACAGUGGAUACCUUGCGGGAGACUGUUUGCUGGCAGCUUCUUUCCUGUCCUACAUGGGACCCUUCCUUUCCAGUUACAGAGACAAGCUGCUUUCCAUCUGGAUGAAAGAGGUUCAGAACUUACAAAUCCCCUGCUCUCCAGGCUUCAGUUUUGCUGCUUUUUUGUCCAAACCCACUGCAGUGAGAGACUGGAAUAAUAAAGGCCUGCCAUCUGAUGCUUUCUCAACUGAAAAUGGAGUUAUCAUCACCCGUGGAAACCGAUGGCCAUUGAUUGUGGACCCUCAAGGCCAAGCUCUGAAGUGGAUCCGAAAUAUGGAGACAGAGAGGGGUCUGAAAGUAAUAGAAUUUCAAAUGCCAGAUUAUCUGCGGGUGCUGGAAAAUGCCAUCCAGUUUGGGAAUCCUGUUUUGCUGCAGAAUGUCCAGGAGGAAUUAGAUCCUUCUCUCAACCCUGUUCUCAAUAAGUCCCUGACACGGACAGGCGGGAGGUUGAUGUUGAAGCUGGGUGAUAAGGAGGUGGAAUACAAUCCAGAGUUUCGGUUAUACAUCACCACCAAACUGUCCAACCCCCACUACACGCCAGAGAUAUUCUCAAAGAGCGCCGUGGUCAACUUUGCUGUGAAGGAGCAGGGUCUGGAACGCCAGCUACUGGGAAUUGUGGUACGCAAGGAGCGUCCAGAGCUGGAACAACAGAAGGACUCUUUGGUGAUCAGUAUUGCUGCUGGCAAGAAAAGUCUGCAGGACCUGGAGGAUGAGAUCCUCAGAUUGCUAAAUGAGGCGACUGGCUCAUUGCUGGAUGACGUGCAGCUGGUAAACACACUGCAGACUUCAAAAAUGACAGCCACCGAAGUUUCACAGCAGCUGGAAAGCAGUGAGCAGACCGAGCUCGAGAUCGACUCUGCCAGAGAGGCGUACCGUCGGUGUGCCCAGAGAGCCUCUAUUCUCUUCUUUAUUCUAAACGACAUGAGCUGCAUUGACCCCAUGUACCAGUUCUCUCUGAAUGCCUACCUAAACCUGUUCAACCUCAGCAUAGAAAAGAGCAAUCACAGCUCCGACCUGGAGGAGAGAAUCUCCAACCUUAACAGCUACCACACGUAUGCUGUAUACAGGUACACGUGUCGUGGUCUGUUCGAAGUUCACAAGCUGCUAUUCAGCUUCCAGAUGUGUAUCAAAAUCCUUCUUCUGGCUGACCAACUCGACAUGGAAGAGUACAACUUCUUUCUUCGAGGAGGAGUCGUACUUGACAAGAAAGAUAGGGCGUGUAACCCAUGUGCCAACUGGUUGCCAGAUCAGAGUUGGGACAACAUCAUAGAGCUGCAAAAGCUGCCUAAAUUCAAAGGGAUCGUUACCUCAUUUGAAAGGUAUCCUCGAGCCUGGAACAUCUGGUUCACCAGCUCCGAGCCAGAAAACGCCACAUUCCCAGGUGAAUUUGGGAAUCUUUCAAAUGAGUUUCAGAAGAUGCUGAUAGUGCGUUGUCUACGUCAGGACCGCGUCUCUUUCUGCAUCACGUCUUUCAUUGUUAAACAGCUUGGAUUUCAGUUUGUGGAGCCGCCUGUUCUCGACAUGAAGGCAGUUGUGGAGGAAUCCAGCAGCUGCACUCCUCUAAUCUUCGUUUUGUCUCCUGGAGUGGACCCUACAGGUGCCCUGCUGCAGCUGGCCGAGUCCUCCGGCAUGAGCCAACGCUUCCAUGCAAUCUCUCUGGGCCAGGGACAGGCACCUAUUGCCAAGAGCUUGAUAGAGGAGGGAGUCAAGAAUGGUCAUUGGGUGUUCCUUGCCAACUGCCACCUCUCUCUUUCAUGGAUGCCUGAGCUGGAUAAGCUGAUUAAGCAGCUGCAGAUGCAGAAAACCCACCCAGACUUUAGACUAUGGCUCAGCUCUUCUCCACACCCUGAAUUUCCCAUCACCAUUCUGCAGGCGGGCAUCAAGAUGACCACUGAACCACCAAAGGGUGUGAGAGCCAACAUGAGGCGUCUGUACCGGGAGGUGACAGAGACUCAGUUCAACCGCUGCUCAAAGUCUCUGCUUUACAGGAAGCUCCUCUACUCCCUUUGCUUCUUUCACAGCAUCCUUCUAGAGAGGAAGAAGUUUCGGCAGAUGGGCUGGAACAUUGUCUAUGGCUUCAAUAAUUCAGAUUUUCAGGUCAGUGAGAAUCUGCUUUGUCUGUACCUGGAGAAAUAUGAUGAGAUUCCCUGGGAUACCCUCAAGUUCCUCAUUUCCGGCGUCAUCUAUGGUGGUCACGUCACAGACGAUUGGGACAGACGUCUUUUAACCACAUACAUCAAUGACUACUUCUCUGACACCGCCAUAAACCAGUCCUUCUUCAAGUAAGACACUCAGGGAAAAGUCUUGCCCUCCUAUAUUAUCCCCCCUGAUGGUUCCCAGUCCAGCUACAAGGCACACAUUACCACGCUGCCGUCUACAGACCAUCCGGAGGUGUUUGGCCAGCACCCUAAUGCUGAUAUCGCGAGUCAGAUUGCUGAGACCAGGCUGCUGUUUGACACCUUGCUCUCCAUGCAGCCUCAGUUCACCAGCCCCAGCGCUGGUGAGGGCAGGCCCAGCAGAGAGGACACGGUCUUAGAGCUGUUGACAGAUGUCCAGGAGAAAAUCCCAGCAGUGAUUACCUUUGAGGCCAUCCUCCAGGACAAUCCUUCUCCUCUUAAUGUGGUCUUGCUGCAAGAGAUCCAGCGCUACAACUCUCUGCUGAACACCAUCAAGUUGUCCUUGGUGAGCCUGGAGAAUGGAAUCAAAGGCUUUGAGGUGAUGUCACCAAGCAUGGAGGAGACUUUCAACAGCAUCUAUGAUGCUCGAGUACCACCACUAUGGGAGAAGACGUACCCCUCUCUGAAGCCGCUGGCAGCGUGGACCAAAGAUCUUUGCCAGCGAGUCGAUCAGUUUGCACACUGGGCAAAGACGGCCCAGCCCCCCGUCUUGUUUUGGUUGUCCGGCUUCACCUUUCCCAAUGGUUUCCUGACUGCGGUGCUGCAGUCGUCUGCUCGCCAGCGCAACAUCUCAGUAGACACACUGUCCUGGGAGUUUAUCGUGUCCACCGUUGAUGACAGCAACCUCAUUUCCCCACCGCAGGAUGGGGUGUAUGUGAGAGGGUUGUUCCUGGAGGGGGCUGGCUGGGACAAGAAGAGCUCCUGUCUGGUGGAAGCUGAACCCAUGCAGAUGGUCUGUCCCAUCCCCACCAUCCACUUCAAACCAGCCGAGAACCGCAAGAAGAUGUCAAAGAGCAUGUACCUGUGUCCUUGUUACUACUUCCCAGUGCGUGCUGGGAGGGGGGGGCAAGCAUCGUUCGUGGUCGGGGUGGAACUCAAAACAGGAGCUGCGACUCAGGAUCACUGGAUCAAGAGAGGAGCAGCUCUUCUGAUGAGCCUGGACAAUUAA
Molecule: messenger RNA, 13366 nt
Organism: Cololabis saira (Pacific saury)
Lineage: Eukaryota; Metazoa; Chordata; Actinopteri; Beloniformes; Belonidae
Gene: dnah2
Product: dynein, axonemal, heavy chain 2
Exons: 87
Biological process (GO): microtubule-based movement
Cellular component (GO): dynein complex
Molecular function (GO): dynein light intermediate chain binding; dynein intermediate chain binding; ATP hydrolysis activity
Source: RefSeq, a predicted model, not a curated record